AUGUCAGGACGGUACAGAUAUCCCCCAAAUGUCAGGACAGUACAGAUAUCCCCCAAAUGUCAGGACAGUACAGAUAUCCCCAAAUGUCAGGACAGUACAGAUAUCCCCCAAAUGUCAGGACAGUACAGAUAUCCCCAAAUGUCAGGACAGUACAGAUAUCCCCCAAAUGUCAGGACAGUACAGAUAUCCCCCAAAUGUCAGGACAGGACAGAUAUCCCCCAAAUGUCAGAAUAGUACAGAUAUCCCCCAAAUGUCAGGACAGUACAGAUAUCCCCCAAAUGUCAGGACAAUACAGAUCCCCCAAAUGUCAGAAUAGUACAGAUAUCCCCCAAAUGUCAGGACAGUACAGAUAUCCCCCAAAUGUCAGAACA
Molecule: messenger RNA, 371 nt
Organism: Staurois parvus
Lineage: Eukaryota; Metazoa; Chordata; Amphibia; Anura; Ranidae
Source: the annotation of a GenBank genome assembly